Messenger RNA from Anopheles funestus (African malaria mosquito), 5019 nucleotides. RefSeq lists its product as uncharacterized. The record is from RefSeq and is a predicted model, not a curated record. NCBI's taxonomy places the organism in Eukaryota, Metazoa, Arthropoda, Insecta, Diptera, Culicidae. Gene Ontology annotation, molecular function: chromatin binding. The transcript has 4 exons. Gene Ontology annotation, biological process: mitotic sister chromatid separation; meiotic chromosome condensation. The coding region runs from base 544 to 3996 and encodes 1150 amino acids. Gene Ontology annotation, cellular component: condensin complex; nucleus.
GGGGAAUGAUCGUUAUAGUCUACUUUAUCGGUUUUAAUGUUUGACCGGUUUCAUCUGCCUGGUUUCCAUAGGUUCUACGGUAUCAUGGUUCACAAUCUCUUCAGUCCACAAAUCCAUAGCAACAGUCCGGCUCGAUUUUAAUUACCUAGGUAUUGAAGGCAAACAAUUUUUCCAUAAAAACCCACACAAUUCGGCAUUUUACAACACGCCAAAAAUCGGCAGAAGAUUUUCGCUAAACAAAACAUAUUCGGACCCUUCGUCUCAAUGCACUCACCGUUUCAGUGUCAGGGCUGCUGCGUGCUUUGAUCCGACACGAGUUUCGUUAAAUCAUCUGUCUCGCUCUCGUUUUUUCGUUCAAAGCAGAGGAGUCUGAGUUCUUCGUUCAAAUAGAAAAAAGAAAACAGAAAAGAAAAAUGGCGUGUGUUCCGUGGUGAGAGAUUUGUUAUUGUUUUGUGUUGUUUCCCGGUCAAAAGCAUGAACAAUUGGGUAGAAAAUGUUUAAUUUUGUGCACUGAAUUCGAUAAAACAUAAAACCUAUGCUUGUAUGGUGUCGUCGGAUGCAUUGAAACGCAAUAUCAAUAUGAACCAGCUCCGGCACCUCAAUCAAAACGGAAAUGCGAACAAAAAUUUAGACGAGGAAUAUUUUUCUUCGAGCAAACAAGCGCACCGCGAACUUUCUUCAUCGCACAAUAGUAGCGCCAGCAAGAGCAGAAGCUACAUCAUCAUGGAUGGUCCAACAAGGCUGCUUGAUCGCAGCAACCAUGGCAGCGUGAGCGUAUCGAAUGGAAACGUUCCGAAGGGUGAAGAAAUUGCCACAACGCUGAUGCAAGUGGCAGAGAAAACGGACCGGUGCUGGAACUUUGAUUUACAGCACUGGCUCACGCUGUACCAAACAACCAGAUUAAGAAAUGUGAACUUUCCGGAAGCUGCGAUACUGGUUUCGUGUGCCGCACAAAUAUACGGCCGAAAGGUCGAUUACUUAAGCGACAUCGUCGUGCAUAUGAACGACGAUCAGACGGCGCGGGAAAAGAAGACACUGGAGGAGGAAAAUAGAAAAGCGGGUGAGAAGGUGGGUGAGCAGGGAGACACAUCGAACAAAACGCCAGGCCGGAAACGUGCUGGGCGUUUCAACCCGCAAUCACUGUCGGAUUGUUUUGGAGAUUUGGAGUUUUCGUGUAAUGAUAAGAAGCUGUUGAAGCUGGAAUCGCUCGUCAAAUCGGUACCCAUCGUCGAUGUCGACUGUCGGACAAAAGUGCAACAGAUGCAGGAACUGUGCGUGGAACUACGUAUGAAUCCAACCCGACAGCGAAGGCAAGAAAUUUUGAACCGACUUCGCGAUGAUGCUUCCAUCGCUCCGAUAAUGUCGAGUAAUGGUUCGGCACGAAAGAAUCAAAUUGCCGAUCUCGAAUCAGGCGAAGCAAUAGGCACACGGUACGAUUAUCAGAUUCACCUGAACUACAUCGAUGGGCGUACCGGUUCGCUGAUAGCCGAGCAUGACCUGAAGCGCUUCUUCCAACGGUGCGAUGUAAUGGAUUUUUUGCACGAACAGCACGAAACAGAACGGGCAAGAUGCACCAGCCUGGGUAUGCCAGCACCGACCGAACGGCUGUGGCAGGGAGAGCGUGGAAUAAAGCUAUACAUGCCACCAGAGUACCUAAGUAAUCGCUAUCGCAUCAAGGUAAACGAUACGACCGACUUCGACAAUGCAUUAAUACAGGCCCGCGUCACGAACUACAACUCCGAUCCAAUACUCUCCUUGAUGGAUCAUAAGCUACGAGCCGAGAAUCUUGCCGCCGAAUGUAUGGAACUGAACGAAUCCACCAUGCAAAGUAAAUCGUCCGGCUCGAUAAAUGAUUCCGGAUUCGGUAACAAUACGACAGUAACCGAAGACGGGCAUGAUCGUUCUUUGAGCGGUGUGCUAUCAUCUACCCGAACGGACGAUUCGGCACUCGAACCGAACAGUGAUUUAGAUUUAACGGGAAAAUCUAUCACCGUGCUGUCACAGGAAUCGGGCCAACAAACAUUACACAAAGAUUCCGCCGAAGGUGUACCAUUGGAAGAUUCGUCGUUGAAGCAAAGUAGCACCGAAAAGUCGAUUGCUGCAGCAUCACGAUUGAGCGUAGACGAAGGUAUUGGGGUGGAUUGUGAAUCAAUAUUGCCCCGGACGACGUUAAUGAACCUGAAGGAGGAAAGCAUCACCAAGUCCGGUACGGUUGUAUUCAGUCAGGGAACCGUUUUCCCCCGACCACCGGUUGUAUUACGACCGCCAAAGCUAGUGCAAAACAUUCUUGGCAUUCCCGAGGAUCUGGCCUGUAAACAUAUCCCAUUUACGCUCACUAUGGAGUACCGAAAGAUGAAGAAAGAGUUUGUAAAAAGACGCGAACAAGAAAUAGCUAUUGGACUAAGUUACGUAAAGUUACAGUGUUUAAAACCAACGGCUGAUUCAAUGUUACGCCCUUCCACACCCGAUCAAGAAGAAGAUUUUCUUGGCUUUGACGAUGACGAAACGGGUCAAACACCGGUGAAGGUGGCGAACACUAGGAAAACGAAAUCCUCGUCGUCCAGCAACGAAUCUUCCCCGGUGAAACAAAAGCGACCAUCCACACCGGAACAGCGCUUUGAAGGAUUUAGCGAGGAAGAAAUUCUUGCUACAAAGAAAGUGGUCGCAGAGUUGGUGAAACGAAUGCCGGACAAACCGAAGCAUCCGUGCAGUAGUCCAUCGAAACGAACGAAUGGUUCGCUCCCAGGUACGCCAACCCGUACAUUGUCUUGUGAUUCCGGCAUUUCGGACACUGUUGAGCGCACGGGCAGGCAACCAUGUGCGGGAACAAAUCUCGAUUCGAUCGAAGAAAACAUGCUGGACAAUGAAAUGGAACGGGAGGAAAACCGAAUGAAAUCGUUAUUACACCAGGCACCAUCACAACACCAUACGGAUGCGUGUAAUGCGCGGAUUGAAGAAAAAAUGAAUGAAGCAAAAGAACGGUUCGACAAGGUGAGCCAGUGGCAUCGGAAUCUAAAGCCAAUUUUAAUGGAAUCGGAAAAGCGGACACAUUUCGACAUUCACGCCUAUGGAAGUGAAAUUAUCGACACGUUCAAUCCGGCCGUUCCGCUCGGCAGUGAAUCAAUUACGCUUGAAAAGGUGUUACAAAACAAACCGCCCAACAGUACGGCAAGGUUCUUUCUUUCGGUGCUAAUGUUGGCAAACACUAGCAACAUUGAAAUAAAUAAUCGUAAUCAUGAUCCGCAUCGGUUGUCCUCGACCGCGGAAAUAGAGUUGCGUCUGAUAAGCCGCAAACGACAUCACAAGGAGCUGGAAGCGCUUGGCGAACUGUUACCAUCUGCCUCAUCGAACGACACUGAGUCGGCGACCGAUCGUUAUCGGGAAAAGCGUCAAAAUCGUAAACGAAAACACCCACUGCAACAACAGCAGCAGGAGCAAAAUGAUGUGGCCAAUCAUGGAGAAACCAGUCGGGAAGACACUGCACGGGAAGAUCCUUCCAGUCGUGUUGGUGGAUUGAAUGGACUGGAUGAAGGGGACGAUGGUGCCAGCUUUUUUGACAAUGUCCAGCAAGUGUACGCCGAAUUGAACAGUGAAAGUACGCAGCACAAGCGGAUAGCGUUCCGAAGAGGAAUGAGAAAUUGUGCUUACGGGAUAGCCGAUGCGGUAAGUAAUAUGAAGAACGGUGAAAAACCCCCUUCUGUCGCACAACCGGUUACACCAUCUCGAGCAAAAGUAACACAAUCGGAUGGCAAUGGGUGCCAAUCGGUAGAUAAACCACGGUCAGAAAGUGUACAGCGUAACGGUGUAUCUGCUAACUGUCCAUCACCGUUAGUGAUGGAUUCGUGUGAGGAUCUUCUGUCGGUUGAUCUGCUAACUAAUCAAGCGACUCUCGUACCUGUUGGCCGUGAUGCUGCCAACAUAACGUAUGCGAAAAGUGUGUUCUCUUUGGCGGAAUCCGGUUAUGAAUCGAUGAUUAGCAUAGGAGACGACGUCUAGCGAUCGCGUGGCGGAUUAUAUUGUUUUUACUAUCUUUCAUGUUUCGUUUUAGUUUAAGGAAUGAAAUAGUAUCUGUAUUUGACUUUAAUUGCCCUAUCUGUAGGAUAAAUUCAUUAUCUGCAACAGCACACGCAUGUGCUGAUACAGCAGCGUGGUAUGUAAAUAGGAAGGAAGGAGGAUCGCUUAGGUUAAGCUAAUCUUUCUCAAGAUGUUUUAUGUUCUACAACGUUAUUCGCGAUUGCGAAACAAAACGCGUUAGGCAUACGAUACCUGUGUAUAUUGACCACCUUUACUAUUAGAGUAGCUGUCUGUUUUUUAAAACUGCCAUUACGCUUCACUGUACAGAAUGAUAAUAAUCCCAUUUAACCAUCUCCGUCUCAUCACUACUUACUACCCUGACGAAAGUACAAAACACAUUCAUACUGAUGGUGCAAUUAGUAGCAGUUAGUCUAAACACACGAUGCACAAACAGCAAUUGUGCCUGUUCGAUCGGAGAACUUCUGCCACGGUAUCGUAUUUUGCAUUUUCCUUUGCUUUUGUCAACUUUCUUUUGAUGAGUAGUUUAACACUACCCGGUAUAUUCAGUUUUGUUUCUGGUUUUAACGAGAUAAAGAAAACACACAAGAUUCAUGCCCAACAUAGACACUAUAUUUACAACCACUUGCGUUUUGUACUCGAAUCUGCACAGCCCGCAUUACAUUCAGUUUGAAUUUAUUUGUGUAACAUUAGGCUCCCCUGCUUUUAAGAUGAAUUUUUAGUGCUUAGGUUUUCGUUUUUUUUUAACUAUUUGACGCUAUUUUUAAGGCAGAAAAUGAAUUCUAAAAAAUGGCAAAAUGUCAUAGAUUUUUUAUUUUUAUUGUAUAACUCUUGUCCAAUAUCUACAAUUGAUUCGCGAACUCUCUAUUUAUUCGCUUCGAAGCGACUGUUUGCUCCAGGAAGCAAACGCUAGCGUGUCCUUUAUUUGUUUGAUAAACCAUUUUCAUUGUUUAUGUUAAGAAAAAAUACAAAUGUCUCUAUAUCUUA